Molecule: messenger RNA, 201 nt
Organism: Opisthorchis viverrini
Lineage: Eukaryota; Metazoa; Platyhelminthes; Trematoda; Opisthorchiida; Opisthorchiidae
Exons: 2
Coding region: 1-201 (66 amino acids)
Source: RefSeq, a predicted model, not a curated record
AUGCAUCUGAUCGGUGGUCGCACGCUUGGUCACAAGGGGAAGAAAACAGAUGAUCGUAGCAACGACAAUAUGGCAAGCGAAGAUGCGGAGAAGCGCCUUACUGAAUAUUUGGCCAAACUGGACGUUGAGAUAUCAGCGCUAAAACUGUUACUUCUCAAACGCUUUAAUGAGGUGAGGAAACGAAACAUCAGAAAAGGCUAG